GCACAGAUUCACGCGUCUUUACGUGCCUUGCCAGUACAACAAUUUCCCCUAGAGCAAGCCAGAAUGCGCAGAAGUCUCUCACCAAAGCCUUCUCCAAAUCGCAAGCGACAGCGUUUAUCGUCUCCUAAUUUCGACGAGGAACUGAACCUCAGCCAAGAUGAACUUGAGGCUCUUGACAGGCUGGAGACAUGCUAUUCUCAAAAGGCCCGAAAUUCUGACGAGAACGAGACAAACAAGUCCGGGUCCAUGCAUGAGGGCGCGUCUCAAAAUCCAUUUGAUUCAAACAAACCAGAGCCUUCUAUCUCUGCAAUCUUUCCAGCAUCUGGAUUUACAUCUGCUGCAGCUAUAGCUUCCACCUCUACGACGGACAUGGAUCUCUCCCCCACGUGUCAGCCCUCUUCGUCUAAUUCUCCCAUACAGGAACAAGAUUUUUCUUCUUGGUUCGCUCCGGGACCUCCGAUCAAGACAACUGCCUUUCAAACAGGAGGGCUUGUAGCUGCAACAUCUUUGUUCAGUUCAGCAAAAGUACCCGGCUUUUCAACGGCGUCCAAAGGAAUCAUAGCACCUUCUUCAGCCGCACUUGAGAAGGCACGUCAGAAGAUGAAAGAGUGGCAAAGAGAAGACACUGAUGGGCUUUCCAUCGAAGAAUCCAUACAACCGAGCGCAAUGGAAUUAUUUCGCACUGCUUCAUCUCUAACACCAUUCACUCCACUUGCUCGUCCGGCAUUGAUAAACGUCCAAAAUACGCCUGAUACGCCUGGUACACCUAGUCCAGCUCCGUUCUCCCGACCACUUUCGAAAGGACCUACAAACGCAGCCGUAGCGAGCCUCAGAACGAAACAACAAGCAUUCAAGUCGCCGCUUAUGAAGCCAUCCACUCUGAAGGAGUCCAUCUCACCAAUUGCAAACUCAAAAAAUAACCCUCAAAGCAGUACACAAACUUCUCGUGCUCAGCAUCCUCUCGCGUCGUCUCCACUUUCUACGAGCCUUAGUACGCCUAAACUCACACUACUGUCUACCAGAUUUUCUACACCCAAUUCUAAAGUAAGAAUUACGCCUGCCAAAUUUGUGACGCCUUUCAAACCUGGCAUGAGACCUGGGGAACCCGGUCGCGAAAAAUUAUUGCAGCAGACGAAGGAGGCAGACAAAAAGCUUGUAUUAUCUCCAUCACCAAACUUGAGACUCGAUACCGUUCAGACAGAAUCCCAGGCGUCUCUAGCUCAGAAGCCGAAAACACAUCAGUUCUUCGAUCUGACAAAACCACCGAAUCGAAAGACGCUCGCUUCUUCUGGUUUCGUGCCUCAGCGUUUUACUCCUGAAGAGCUCGUGUUUCCUGGAAUGUCAUUAUCUGAACUUGAACAGAUUCAUCCCCGCAUAACGGCCUACUACUCCUUCUACAGGAAGGUGCCUUCAACACAAUACGACGACCCGCCACCCUUCGAGACAGUUCAUGCUGAUGCUGUUAUGGAUCCAAUGGCGACCUUCAAGUACCUCAAGGAAGCGGGAUGCUCUCUGGUUUCAAAACCUUGGAUUGAUAACCACUGGGGCCUCAUCCUCUGGAAGCUUGCUGGUAUGACUUGCCUUGAACCAGAGAAGGAGUGGGAUGAAAAGGAAAGACGAUGGUGCUGGGAAGAAGUGUAUCGGCAAAUGUUGUAUAGAUACGAGCGCGAGAUUAAUCAAGGUAUUCGACCAUCAUUGCGACUUAUUGCAACUCAGGAUGCGCCAUCUACGUCUCCCAUGGUUCUAUGUGUCAGUGAGAUCAAGUGGACAGAGAACAUACUCUUGGAGAACGGCGAGAUGUAUCACGGCUGUCCAGAACUUGAGCUCACCGAUGGGUGGUACAAGAUUCGAGCGCAGGUCGAUGCGCCGCUCACGAGAGCCAUCCGGAAGGGAACUCUGGCAAUCGGUAGGAAGAUUGCAGUAGUGGGCGCCAAACUGGAUUCAGAGCGGAAAGACCCUCAAGAAAUACUUGAGGCUUACAACUCCAUCAAGUUGAUAUUAGCGGGUAAUUCGACGCAUCUCGCUCCGUGGCACGCAAAACUUGGUUUCCAAAGAGAGUUGCCUGUUGCUACAAUGCAUAGUUUGACUCGUGAUGGGGGCAUAGUAGCUGCCAUGGAUUUGCUUAUUGUCAAGGUUUAUCCAAUUGCAUACUUUGAGUUUAUCCACACCAAUAAGGGACGAAUAAAUAACGGUCCACUAAACGAGAAGGAAGAAUUGACGCUUCGCGACGAAUGGCAGCGAAGGAGAGAGUUCGAGGAAUCGAAGCUCCGCGAAGAGUUCGACAAGAAUACGCGGAGAUAUCGCGGUUACGCAGAUAGGCUAGAGUGCAAAGCAGGCAAUCACUUCCGACCCGGUGAAGACGGACCACCAGAUUGCAUCGACGACCUAUACGACAAACUCGAGGAACCUGAGGAGGCUGGGAAGGUUAUCUCGGCGAUAUCACUUACAGACGCGGGCUGGCUUGUCCAGCGCAUCCAGAAACAGCUUGAAAAAGACCAGGAAAAUCUUAUGGACGACAUCGAGAAAGAACUAGCGGUGAGUCAUUUCGUCAUCAGAGAACAAUUUGCUAAAACCACGACGCCAGGACACUUGUCCUCCAAGGGAUGUCCGUAGUUUCAGGGUCAUUGUCGUGAAAGAUGCACGAACGC
Molecule: messenger RNA, 2648 nt
Organism: Guyanagaster necrorhizus
Lineage: Eukaryota; Fungi; Basidiomycota; Agaricomycetes; Agaricales; Physalacriaceae
Exons: 9
Coding region: 64-2613 (849 amino acids)
Biological process (GO): regulation of DNA-templated transcription; double-strand break repair via homologous recombination
Source: RefSeq, a predicted model, not a curated record